CUCGACACGUUUCCGUGUAUGAAUCGCCCACGCUGCUCGCUACCCACCCCAACCAUAACGUCCUCCUCCCCUUGCCCUCGCUUCUUCGCGUCGGUUGGAUCUCUUCUUUCUUCCGCAUUCUAUUGAUUUCUCAACCUCGACCGGGAUACCAAGCGGGAUGAGGGCCUUCUUCUCCUCCUCUUCUUCCCUUUUCUCCCGAGCGUUCUUCCAUAGUCGACGUACCUUAGCGCAUGAAUUUUCCAAUCAUGAUCGUCAUCGUCCCCUGAUCAAUGCUCGCUGCUUCUCCGGAGAGCCUUCGCAGACUUCGGCGUGUCUGCGUCCAGGUCCACUGGCUCACUAUAGGAGCAUGGUUAGAGAAGGAAAACUUAAAUAUGAUACUUAUCAGGAAAGGGUUGCCUUUGAACUUGAAGAAUUACUUGGAAAGCUACAGUGUUAUCAGAAGGAAAUGGAGGAUUACCAUGUUAAAUUGGCAACUUGGGAGAAGAAUAGAGAGAAUGAAAGGCGGAAACUUCUAUUGGAAGAAGCUGAGCUUAAACAGAAGGAUGGUGUAUGGAUAGAUACAAAGAAUCAUAAAAGUAGUUUUAUCGACAAGUGGAUUUCAAGGAGGAGAAGACGACAGAACGUAGAACCAGGUGUUGGGAAGAUGGUCUCAUAUUUUAAUCGUGAAAAAAAGCUAGACUCAGUAGUUGGUGUCCAACCAGUUCCACCCACAGCUCCAAAAGGCUUAUACUUGUAUGGAAAUGUUGGAAGUGGAAAGACCAUGCUAAUGGAUAUGUUUUACUCUGCCACCAAAGGUAUUGUUAAGCAUAGGAGGCGAUUUCACUUUCAUGAGGCAAUGCUUAAAAUACAUGAGCAUAUGCAUGAGAUAUGGAAGAACCAGGCUGAGGAACAAUCUCAACAAUCCAGUGUUUUUAGUUGGAUAGAUAGUCUUCCAUUUAAUGCAAAAGUCAAAGAAUGGUUGGUUGGAGAAGAGAGAUAUAAGCAAGAACUGCAUUCAAAGCAUAUUCUUGCUUCUGUAGCAGACAAUUUUCUUAUUGACAGGAAAGCAGAUAAGACUGGAGCAAGCAUUCUUUGCUUUGAUGAGAUACAGACUGUUGAUGUCUUUGCUAUUGUGGCCUUAUCUGGAAUUGUAAGCAAAUUACUGACCACUGGAACUGUUCUUGUGACUACGAGUAACAAGGCACCUGAGAAUCUGAAUCAGGAUGGUAUGCAGAAAGAUAUAUUUCUAUCCUUUUUAUCCAAGUUGGAGGAGAAUUGCCAGAAAAUCCUCAUUGGAAGUGAUAUUGACUAUCGUCGCUUAAUACCAAAUAAAAGAAUGGACCAAGUUUCCUUUUUUUGGCCUUCCAGCACCGGUGCUUGUAGAGAGUAUGAAAGAAUGUGGUGUGAGGUCACCAGGAAAGCUGGAGGGGCAAUUACUUCCACUGUUAUUCCUGUGAUGUUUGGGAGAUGUCUGGAAGUUCCUGAAAGCUGUAAUGGAAUAGCGAGAUUCAACUUCGAGUAUAUAUGUGGCCGCCCGGUUGGGGCAUCAGACUAUAUUGCAGUAGCUAGACAUUACCAUACAGUUUUCGUAUCGGAUAUUCCGGUCAUGAGUAUGAGGAUACGUGACAAGGCACGGAGAUUUAUCACUUUGAUUGAUGAGUUAUACAAUCAUCACUGCUGUAUUUUCUGUUUAGCAGCUUGUUCAAUUGAUGAUCUCUUUCAAGGGACAGAUGAAGGAACUCUUUUUGACCUUGAGAGUUUUCAGUUUGAAACUGAAACAGAAGGUGGAAAACUGCGUCGAGAUGUUUUAGCAGCAGGUAGUGUUGGCUUGGGACCUGCCCCUUCCGGAAUCACAUCUUUAUUGUCUGGUCAAGAGGAGAUGUUUGCUUUCCGUAGAGCAGUGUCACGCUUGAUCGAAAUGCAGACACCAUCAUAUAGGGAUGGAGUUCAACUUUUUCAUCCCUUGUUUCAGCAACACAAUAGACAACUAACAGAUCAUGCGCCUGUCUCCCAGCUUCAACCAUCCCUGUGAUGAGAAGACUAUUUAAUUCCUACGGAUUCUUGUCAGGUUGAUGGGGAACAAAUAUGUUACUGUAGAUGUCAUCAAGUUGCAAACUAUAUUUUAUUGAUUUCUAACAGUCAUUCUUAUGAGUUUGCUUGAAUAAACAAAUCAGUUAAGUACAAAUAAAUAGAACUGCAGCAACACUGGAUGUUUUAAUAAAAGCCACAGUACCUCUGUUGUGAACGUCAAAA
Musa acuminata subsp. malaccensis (wild Malaysian banana) is the source of this 2232-nucleotide messenger RNA. NCBI's taxonomy places the organism in Eukaryota, Viridiplantae, Streptophyta, Magnoliopsida, Zingiberales, Musaceae. The record is from RefSeq and is a predicted model, not a curated record.